This is a messenger RNA of Alternaria triticimaculans, 1704 nucleotides long. RefSeq lists its product as uncharacterized. The coding region runs from base 1 to 1704 and encodes 567 amino acids. The record is from RefSeq and is a predicted model, not a curated record. NCBI's taxonomy places the organism in Eukaryota, Fungi, Ascomycota, Dothideomycetes, Pleosporales, Pleosporaceae. The transcript has a single exon.
AUGCCUGACCUAGAAGAACGGAUGGAGGAGAUGCCAGAGGAUCUUUAUAAGGAGAUUGCCCGUGAGGUCGAUCGGAUGAUCGGCACUUAUUUGACUCUGUCAGAGAGUGAAACUACCUUUAGGAUGGCUAAACGUAAGCUUUUGGAUGAUUACGAAGCAUUUGAGAGAGAAAGAGUGGCUGGAAGGAGAGUAAGAAGGAGGAUGGACGUUCCUGAAAUUGUCAUUCAAUCUCCGUCUUCUGGAAGUCUGCCCGAGGAAAGUCCCGUUCACGAGGAAGAAGUACAACAAGAGGGUGAGCCGGAUAUGGCCAUGCUAGGCUACAACCCGACAGCAACGCACAUGAGCCCAGUACGAGAGCGGCCCUCGCCCACUUCUCCCGAUAUCGCUCUCAACUUCGAGGACUUCAGACUACCGUCAUCGGAACAGAGUAGGGGGAGUCGCGGAAGUCCAUCCAGUCUAGGCUUUUUGAACAAUUACUCCUCUUCACCACUGGCGCGGCCGUCGAAUCCGACGCCUCGUCGUGGUCGAGGCGGUCCUUACAGCAGCGACGAUACGCCUUCGCCACAACGCCUGGGCCCCAUAGACCUUUCUAGUGAAGACAUGCCUUCUGGAGAAGACGAACAGCCAGUGGGCCGUCCAUUCAAUCCUACACCUCGCCGUGCCCAAGGUUCUACAUAUGUACAAGUCGACACGCCACGGCCGAAGACUGCGCGUGGGAACAGAUCCGACCUGGAUCUGAACAGUCAUGACAUUCAUACUCCUGUUGUCUCUCAAAACGACGAUGUACCAGUGCAUGGAUCACCUCGACCGCUCAUCACCACCAGGGACAUCCGUGAGCGUCGCGAAAAGGAACGUGCGUCAAAUGCCGUGAAGACGACUCAAAGGCCCCGUAACACUAUUCCACUACAGCAGCCGCCCAGCGCAAUGGCUGUGAGAACCCAAGGGAAAGUUCCCGGGCACUGGCUUCCCUCCAUACGAGAAGGCCUAUCUCCGCACGUGAGUCCUGCGGUAGACGCUACACAAUACCGUGUUGCAGAAAGUCGCAAGCUUGAUAGACAGCUUCAGGACGAGAGGAACGAGCGUCGCCAGUUCAGGAAGCAUAUACCGCCGAUUGGUGAUCAGCCGCGUGAGGAUGAAGAAGAGCCACUCGCUGAGGCAGUGGAGCCGCGAAGGCAUGAAGCACCUCCUGAGCCCAGUCAAAGUGAGAUACCAUCCAGAUUCGCAUCGAUCGAUCCAGAAGUUGAUGAAGAUGAUGAUAUGGUGCAUUUCGAAGACGCCGCCAAACAUUCCACGUCAGCAGGACUUAUUGCAGCCGCUUCACCAGCGGUCCGCCACGACAACCCAUUACCUGCUGCUGCGACUCAAUCCUCCUCGUCAAGAUCAAGGCCAUCACCUCCGGCAGCGACCAAAAGCCAAUCGCGAAGGUCGGCGGCUCCAAGUCCACCGGAGAGGACUACGAAGAAAGCGGCGAAAAGGCCAGCAGCAAAGGCGCAGGCUAAGACACCUGCGAAGACACCUGCGAAGAAACCUGCAAAGACGCCUGCGAAGACACCUGCGAAGAAACCUGCAAAGACGCCUGCGAAGACACCUGCGAAGACACCUGCGAAGACACCUGCGAAGACACCUGCGAAGCAAAAGGCUCCGCCAACGACCGGGACGCGGAAGAGUGGAAGAAUUGCAAAGUUGAAGGAUGAGAAGAAGUGA